AUGGCUCACUAUGAACAGCGUAAACUUUUGGAACAGCUCAUGGGGAGUGAUUCGUUGAUUCGUCUGCCAAAAGAUUAUGGGGAAGAGAACGAAGAUUCAUCGGUGGUGCUGAAUGAUCCUAGAGUUUGCAGAAGCUUUGUGGUAGGGACUUGUCCUUAUACACUGUUUUCUGGAACUAAGGGUGAUAUCGGAACGUGUCCAAAAUUACACAUGGAAAGACAUCGUAUUUUGUAUGAGUCCUUACGCAAAGAGGGCACUACAUUGCCGGAUUACGAGCGCCAAUACUUGUCUGAACUCAGAAGAUAUAUCGAUGACUGUGACUAUCGAAUAAAGGUUGCCCUUGCCAGGCUGGAGCAUACUCCUGAGGAAAGAGCACAGUUGUCGGAUGUAACUCGAAGUCUGGACGACCUGAGUACGAAAAUUGGUAUAAUGACACAGGAAAUAGAACAGUUAGCACAGACAUCUCCAGAAGAAACAACAAAGCUGGUGAUUGAGAGCAGAAAGUUGCAAGAGACCUGUGACGAACGAGAUCGUUUAGGAAAGCAGUACGCAGAGAUGUUGGAUAAUUUGGGGCAGGCAGCUCAACAAAAGCUACAGGUUUGUGAAGUCUGUGCAGCAUAUCUCUCACGAUUAGAUAGUGAUCGAAGGUUAGCAGAUCAUUUUGUGGGUAAGAUCCAUCUUGGGUAUCUGCUGAUGCGGACUGAACUUGAACGGUUGCAAGGGGUCCAGAGACAAAAUAACAAAUGA
Messenger RNA from Komagataella phaffii GS115, 747 nucleotides. Its product is annotated as Essential protein associated with the U1 snRNP complex. The transcript has a single exon. Bases 1 to 747 code for a protein of 248 amino acids. Gene Ontology annotation, biological process: mRNA splice site recognition. NCBI's taxonomy places the organism in Eukaryota, Fungi, Ascomycota, Pichiomycetes, Pichiales, Pichiaceae. Gene Ontology annotation, molecular function: mRNA binding. Gene Ontology annotation, cellular component: U2-type prespliceosome; U1 snRNP. The record is from RefSeq and is a predicted model, not a curated record.